Molecule: messenger RNA, 4178 nt
Organism: Nymphaea colorata (pocket water lily)
Lineage: Eukaryota; Viridiplantae; Streptophyta; Magnoliopsida; Nymphaeales; Nymphaeaceae
Product: cellulose synthase-like protein D2
Exons: 4
Coding region: 436-3879 (1147 amino acids)
Biological process (GO): plant-type primary cell wall biogenesis; cellulose biosynthetic process
Cellular component (GO): trans-Golgi network; plasma membrane
Molecular function (GO): cellulose synthase (UDP-forming) activity; mannan synthase activity
Source: RefSeq, a predicted model, not a curated record
CCUCCCUCCCUCUCUCUCUCUUAUGUGCAAAUUUCUUUGUUGGUGAGAGGGAGGGGGGAAGGGCAAGGGAGACGACGGUGGUUAUCGCGAGGAAGAAGAGGACCAGGUCCGCGGGAGGGUGACGUCCCACGCCUUUGAUCCCGUCAAGUCUCACCAUCUCUUCCUCUCCUUCUUCGUCCGCCUCCGCCUCCAUUUUUUUAUCCUUCAACCUCUCUCCUUUCUCUUCACACUUCCGCUUCUGCUGACCUUGUGUUGUGGUCUCUAGCUCUCGCUGCCGUUCCCCCGAAAAGGAGGAACGGAGUUCCCAGGCAGACGGCGAUCGGAUGCGUUUCGGAGGGAAGGUACUUACCGACUCUAUAUGCGGAUACUUGACCAGAGCUUUUUCACUUAAGUCUACAAAUCUAGGACUUGCUAGUGCACCUGAAGCUUCUUACAAUGGCUUCUGAUUCUUAUAGAGAUGCUAGGGUCCGUAGACUGUCUGAGGACAUGGAUUCCCAAAUGAGGCCUCCACUAGCUCCCGCUGUAACAUUUGCCCGUCGAACUGCCAGUGGCAGGUAUGUCAGCUAUUCCCGUGAUUCUAUUGAACUUUCUGGUGACCUCGGCAAUGGAGAUUAUGCAAACUAUACUGUACACAUACCACCGACUCCUGACAAUCAACCUAUGGAUCCCACCAUCUCUGCCAAGGUUGAGGAACAGUAUGUGUCUAAUUCCAUAUUCACGGGUGGUUUCAAUAGCGUUACCAGAGCUCACCUCAUGGACAAAGUCAUUGAUUCAGAAGCCCAACACCCACAGAUGGCUGGAGCUAAGGGAUCAUCCUGUUCUCUUCCUGGUUGUGAUGGAAAGGUCAUGAGUGAUGAACGUGGGGUUGAUAUAUUACCAUGUGAAUGUGAUUUCAAAAUUUGUAGAGAUUGUUAUAUUGAUGCACAAAAGAAUGCCGGUGGCAUUUGCCCUGGUUGUAAGGAGCCAUAUAGGGCUGAAUUGGAAGAGGCAAUCUUGGAAACAAAUCGACCGCUUUCACUUCCUCCUCCUCCAGGAAUGUCAAAAAUGGAAAGGAGAUUGUCAAUGAUGAAAUCUACAAAGUCAGUACUUUUGAGGAGCCAAACAGGGGAUUUUGAUCAUAAUAGAUGGUUAUACGAGACAAAGGGGACAUAUGGUUAUGGGAAUGCUUUCUGGCCCAAAGAAGGGGGAGCUGGAAAUGAGAAUGAUGGGACAGAGGCAUCACCUCCGGAGCUGUUGAACAGGCCCUGGAGACCACUUACUAGGAAGCUGAAGGUUCCUGCUGCAGUUCUCAGCCCUUAUAGGCUUCUCAUAUUCAUCCGUUUGGCUGCUUUGGUACUCUUCCUUACCUGGAGGAUCAAACAUCCAAAUCAGGAUGCAAUUUGGUUAUGGGGAAUGUCUGUUGUUUGUGAAAUAUGGUUUGGCUUCUCCUGGCUCCUCGAUCAGCUACCAAAGCUCUGUCCUGUAAACAGAGCCACUGAUCUUGCAGUUCUGAAAGAGAAGUUUGAAACACCAGGGCCGGACAAUCCAACUGGAAAGUCAGACCUCCCAGGAAUCGACGUAUUUGUUUCCACUGCAGACCCUGAGAAAGAACCACCACUUGUUACAGCAAAUACCAUCCUUUCCAUUCUGGCUGCCGAUUACCCUGUUGAAAAACUUGCUUGCUAUGUUUCUGAUGAUGGUGGUGCACUACUCACUUUCGAAGCCAUGGCGGAGGCAGCUAGCUUUGCUAACCUUUGGGUUCCAUUCUGCCGAAAACAUGAUAUUGAGCCAAGGAAUCCAGAGACCUAUUUCAACUUGAAGCGUGAUCCGUACAAGAACAAGGUCAGGGCAGACUUUGUGAAGGAUCGCCGUAGGGUGAAGCGUGAAUAUGAUGAGUUCAAGGUCCGGAUCAAUGGACUGCCAGAUUCUAUCAGGCGGCGUUCAGAUGCUUAUCAUGCAAGAGAAGAGAUUAAGGCUAUGAAAUUACACAGGCAGAAAGUUGCUGCUGCUGGAGAUGAUGAUGUGAGUGAACCUGUAAAAAUCCUGAAAGCAACCUGGAUGGCAGAUGGCACUCACUGGCCUGGGACGUGGACGACUCCUGCUCCUGAACAUUCACGAGGUGAUCAUGCUGGAAUUAUUCAGGUGAUGUUGAAACCACCCUCGGAUGAGCCGCUGAGGGGUGUUGCUUUGGAAGAGGACAAGCCUGUAGACUUUUCUGAGGUCGAUAUACGUCUACCACUUCUUGUUUAUGUCUCUCGCGAGAAGCGGCCGGGCUAUGACCACAACAAGAAAGCUGGUGCCAUGAAUGCCUUGGUUCGUGCUUCUGCAAUCAUGUCCAAUGGUCCCUUCAUCCUUAACCUUGACUGUGAUCAUUAUGUUUACAACUCUCAAGCUAUGAGGGAAGGCAUGUGUUUUAUGAUGGACAGAGGUGGUGACAGAAUCUGCUAUGUUCAAUUCCCGCAACGGUUUGAGGGGAUCGAUCCUUCAGAUCGGUAUGCCAACCACAACACAGUAUUCUUUGAUGGCAAUAUGCGUGCGCUCGAUGGCCUUCAAGGGCCGGUAUAUGUGGGUACUGGCUGCUUGUUCCGGAGGAUGGCUCUCUACGGUUUCGAUCCACCCCGAUCCAAGGAAAGGACUAGCUGCUGCUGUUGCUUCCCGAGGCUUAAGAGACCAAAACCUUCUGCAGUGAGUGAGGAGAACCGUGCAUUGAGAAUGGGCGACUCCGAUGACGAGGAAUUGAGUGUGUGCCUCAACCCCAAAAAAUUUGGAAACUCAUCCUUCCUCAUCGAUUCAAUUCCAGUUGCUGAGUACCAAGGGCGUCCUCUUGCUGAUCAUCCUUCUAUAAAGAAUGGGAGGCCCCCUGGUGCACUUACAAUCCCCCGUGACCUUCUUGAUGCUUCCACUGUAGCCGAGGCCGUGAAUGUUAUAUCCUGCUGGUACGAAGACAAAACAGAGUGGGGUCAGCGGAUUGGAUGGAUCUAUGGUUCUGUUACAGAGGACGUUGUUACUGGAUACAGAAUGCACAACCGGGGUUGGAAAUCUGUCUACUGUGUAACCAAGCGCGAUGCAUUCCGUGGCACAGCACCGAUCAACCUGACCGAUCGACUCCACCAGGUGCUUCGAUGGGCUACUGGUUCGGUGGAGAUUUUCUUCUCCAGGAACAACGCUCUUCUUGCUAGCACGCGCAUGAAGUUCCUCCAACGUCUUGCCUACCUCAACGUUGGGAUCUAUCCUUUCACUUCCAUCUUCCUCAUCGUGUACUGCUUUCUGCCUGCAUUGUGUCUGUUCUCCGGCCAGUUCAUCGUGCAGACCCUCAACGUGACCUUCCUUGUCUAUCUGCUGGUGAUCACGCUCACACUAUGCAUGCUUGCCGUGCUAGAGAUCAAGUGGUCGGGGAUUAAUCUCGAGGAGUGGUGGAGGAACGAGCAAUUUUGGUUAAUUGGAGGAACCAGCGCACAUUUGGCUGCGGUGCUUCAGGGUCUUUUGAAAGUGAUUGCAGGGAUUGAGAUCUCAUUCACGUUGACAUCCAAAUCUGCCGGCGACGACGUAGAUGAUGAGUUUGCUGAUCUCUACGUGGUGAAAUGGACAUCAUUGAUGAUUCCGCCGAUUACCAUCAUGAUGACUAACCUGAUUGCUAUCGCGGUAGGUUUUAGUCGGACCAUAUACAGCGUGAUCCCACAAUGGAGCAGGCUUCUGGGAGGAGUCUUUUUCAGUUUCUGGGUUUUGGCUCAUCUCUAUCCAUUUGCUAAGGGGCUCAUGGGUCGGAGGGGCCGGACCCCGACCAUUGUCUUCAUCUGGUCGGGCCUGAUCGCCAUCACCAUAUCCCUGUUGUGGGUUGCCAUCAAACCACCUUCUUCGGCAAAUGGACAAAUUCCAUCGGGGACGUUCCAGUUCCCCUGAUUCUUCUCUCUCAGGUGCCUGAUUUCAUCGGUGGCAUCAUCUUCCCCUUUUGCUAUCUCCGAUUCUUUUUCCAUCGAAGGUCUCACAACAGGUGACUCCUAGAACUCGGCUUCCCUUUUCAUGUUCGGUGAUCCCGCAUUGUACGUUGAAUACUUCAACGCCACGCCGGUUUUUGGGGGCUGUUUGUGAGGAAGGGAGAUUUGUAUAGUUGGGGGAAUUUUCUUUUACUUUUUUGAUAAUUAUGAUAGGCUUGUAGAUGAACCCAUACCUUUAUGCACUUGUCAUUUUUAUCCCCCUCA